Molecule: messenger RNA, 1709 nt
Organism: Leopardus geoffroyi (Geoffroy's cat)
Lineage: Eukaryota; Metazoa; Chordata; Mammalia; Carnivora; Felidae
Gene: ASS1
Product: argininosuccinate synthase 1
Exons: 17
Coding region: 146-1375 (409 amino acids)
Biological process (GO): urea cycle; L-arginine biosynthetic process
Cellular component (GO): cytoplasm
Molecular function (GO): ATP binding; argininosuccinate synthase activity
Source: RefSeq, a predicted model, not a curated record
CGGGCCGGGUGUUUAUAACCCGGGAUGCGCCACGCAGCCGGCCCUGCUCCGCCGCCCGCCACCGCCGCCCGGGCCACGAGUGGUUCGCCGAGCCGUGAAGUCGGGUUCCAGAAGCCGGGAAGCCGCACGUCCCAUCCAAGACGAGAUGUCCAGCAAAGGCUCCGUGGUUCUGGCCUACAGUGGCGGCCUGGACACCUCCUGCAUUCUCGUGUGGCUGAAGGAACAAGGCUAUGACGUCAUCGCCUACCUGGCCAACAUCGGCCAGAAGGAAGACUUUGAAGAAGCCAGGAAGAAGGCGCUAAAGCUCGGGGCCAAAAAGGUGUUCAUCGAGGACGUCAGCAAGGAGUUUGUGGAGGAGUUCAUCUGGCCCGCCAUCCAGUCGAGCGCGCUGUACGAGGACCGCUACCUCCUGGGCACCUCUCUCGCCAGGCCCUGCAUUGCCCGGAAACAAGUGGAGAUCGCCCAGCGGGAGGGAGCCAAGUAUGUGUCUCACGGCGCCACAGGAAAGGGAAAUGACCAGGUCCGGUUUGAGCUCACCUGCUACUCACUGGCCCCUCAGAUUAAGGUCAUCGCUCCCUGGCGGAUGCCUGAGUUCUACAACCGGUUCCAGGGCCGCAAUGACCUGAUGGAGUAUGCGAAGCAACACGGAAUCCCCAUCCCGGUCACCCCCAAGAACCCGUGGAGCAUGGACGAGAACCUUAUGCACAUCAGCUACGAGGCUGGAAUCCUGGAGAACCCCAAGAACCAAGCGCCUCCAGGCCUCUACACAAAGACCCAGGACCCCGCCAAAGCCCCCAACAGCCCUGACAUCCUUGAGAUCGAGUUCAAGAAAGGGGUCCCCGUGAAGGUGACCAACGUCAAAGACGGCACCACCCACCGCACGUCCCUGGAGCUCUUCACGUACCUGAAUGAAGUCGCGGGCAAGCAUGGCGUGGGCCGCAUCGACAUCGUGGAGAACCGCUUCAUCGGGAUGAAGUCCCGAGGUAUCUACGAGACCCCAGCAGGGACGGUCCUUUACCACGCUCAUUUAGACAUCGAGGCCUUCACCAUGGAUCGGGAAGUGCGCAAAAUCAAACAGGGCCUGGGCCUGAAAUUCGCCGAGCUGGUAUAUACGGGUUUCUGGCACAGCCCUGAGUGUGAAUUCGUCCGCCACUGCAUCGCCAAGUCCCAGGAGCGCGUGGAAGGGAGAGUGCAGGUGUCUAUCUUCAAGGGCCAAGUGUACAUCCUCAGCCGGGAGUCCCCACUGUCCCUCUACAACGAGGAGCUGGUGAGCAUGAACGUGCAGGGCGAUUAUGAGCCCAUCGAUGCCACCGGCUUCAUCAAUAUCAACUCCCUCAGCUGCGACUCCAGAAACAGGCCCAGAGCGGUUAAGUAACGUGCCCACAGUCACACAGCUAGGAAGCCAUAUUGCUGAGUCCAGAAGGCUGAAGGAAUAUCAUCGCCUCCAGAGCAAGGUCACUGCCAAAUAGACCGGUUGACAAUGAGGAGCUGGGCCGCCUCCUUUGCCCAUCUCCCAAGUACAGGCGCUAAUUGUUGUGAUAAUUUGUAAUUGUGACUUGUUCUCCCGGGCUGGCAGCCUGGUGGGGGUGCCAGCCCCCAGCUUUGUUCCCCGCUCCCCUGCAGCCUGCAGAAGUGGGCAUGGAAGGGAAGGGGGGGGGGGGUGGCUGCAGUGGGGAGAUGUAAAAUGACAAUUAAAAAGAGAUACAUUA